AUGGGCUGGAAAUUACUGGAUUGCGCAGAGACAACAUGUGCGAGAGAUAGGACAUCAGUCGAUGCAGACCCAGAUAUUGCUGUACUCUUCUUACACCACUUCGAAGAGAUCGUAAACUUCUUUCGAAGACGCUUUAUGAAACGGAAGCCCACGUAUGAGCAGAACCAACACCACGAAGGACCCUACUGGCGAAGCGUCGCUUUCUGGGCAAAGGUGCUGAGCAAGAACCUUCUUGCUCUGUCUGACACACAACUGCUUACAGGACUUGCUAUCCAGUUCACAGCAAUGAUCAAACAUUGCUCAAUGUCUGUGUAUCAUUUCAGGAUUGUCGUCGAUCUUGCCUUCCUCACCACGGUUACGCAUCUCCUCACAGUGGUGGCGCUGCGCGACUACUUUGUGAACUACAAGUGGAUCAACCUGCCGCGAAUAAUCUUUAUGUUGGCCAACCUUGCACUCCUAGGCUACACUUCCUUCGUCGCAUACUCAUAUGACCUCGCUCAGCUUGAGCUCUCCGACUCACUGGCUUGCUUCUUCCAUCAGGACCGACCACACUUCUCAGCGGCGUUCGGCGGGAAAUGGGCUGCUCUUUUGAUAGGCGCCAUUGGCGGGCACGCUGCUGUGAUAGCAGCCAUGUACUGGUUCAAAGAACCUGACCCGGCAAAGAAAGACGCGUGGUGGUACUGGAUCUGGUAUGGCGGCGCUCUCAUUCGCACAUGGCUUGUUGCCCCCGUAUACGCUAUCUAUGGGGUCUAUAUGGCUUCUGAUGGGCUGUCAGAGACCCAGGCUCUCGGCAACCCGCCCAAAGGCGUCAUAAUCGACGGCAACGAACGUGCUUGGAACUUUGGACAGUUUUUGCCUGUGCUGUUACUUGCUUUGCCUAUAUUCGCUGGAUGGGAGUGUUUCUGGGAAGAGAAGGACGAGGACCGCGAGAACCGCUUUUUGCUCAAUGGCGCAAAGAAGUCGAGGAAUACCGUAGAUGAGAACUCUCUCUCGAUGUUCCAUGGACAAAACAAAGCAAAAUACGGCGGCCACUCUAGAGAUGCCUCGAGGGAAGAACAAUCCAUUGAAAGCAUCGGUCCAAGCCCCGCAAUCACACCACGUCCGAGCCCACACGUAUCGCCGCAUCUUCGCUCCACGUCUCUGGGCAAUCCGGAUCGUCGCGCUUCGACGGAACCUGAUACCCUACUCUCCAUACCGUUACCGGCAGCGAGCUCUGGCCUUGGUCUCAAUUUUAGCAGACCAACUCCACCGAGGACACCCUCCAUGAGCCCAUCUCGGCUUCGUGACAGCACAACCUGA
Didymella exigua CBS 183.55 is the source of this 1299-nucleotide messenger RNA. RefSeq lists its product as uncharacterized. Lineage: Eukaryota; Fungi; Ascomycota; Dothideomycetes; Pleosporales; Didymellaceae. The record is from RefSeq and is a predicted model, not a curated record. The coding region runs from base 1 to 1299 and encodes 432 amino acids. The transcript has 2 exons.